AUGAAUGCAGAAAAAUGUGAAUUUUUAGCGGCAAAUCAACAAAUAGAGGUUGGAAAAAGUAUUGGAUGACUUUGAAUUUUUGAUUAUUUUCAGAUAAUUCCCCGAAUAAGUGAAAAAGUUGUACAUUUAAUAUCAGGAGAUGUGGGACCAUUUGAAGCUGGAAUUCCAACAAAAAUACCCGUUUGGAUGGCACUUAUGUUAAAAAGGAAACAUCAUUGUCAUAUUGUGGUUAGUUUCCUUUAAAGUUGGAAUAAUUGACAUGAAUUAUUUGUUCAGCCUCCUGGUUGGUUGGCAAUCGAAGAACUCAAAAAAAUUUUAAUAUCCGAAUCAGACAAUUUGGGUUUAUCGCAUUUGCCCGAUAUGUUUUUUGAAUUAUCACAUAUGUUGGUUAAAGAAGCCUCGGAUAAUAUUUUUGAAGUUGAUCAAGUCAAAUCACUAAUACAGGAUAUUUAUGAUAAACGAGAAGCUAAACUACGAACAUCGGCAAUCACAUUUUUAUCGCAGGUAAAAAAUAAAACAAUCAUUUGUUCUGAAUGUCGUUUUUUAUAGAAUGAAACUUGUCAUGCACAACUUGACGGAGUUCAACCAAUUGAAGUCGCAUCAUCGCGAGCAACUCUUGAAGCUUGUAAACAGAUGGCAAUUCUUAUAAGAAAUAAACACCAAUCAACACCAAUUUGA
Caenorhabditis angaria is the source of this 678-nucleotide messenger RNA. The record is from the annotation of a GenBank genome assembly. NCBI's taxonomy places the organism in Eukaryota, Metazoa, Nematoda, Chromadorea, Rhabditida, Rhabditidae.